AUGGCUGCUUCAUCAGAGCAAGAUGCAGAGAGACAGGUGUCGCCGGCGACAAACGAUACCGUAGAGAAGGAAACACCGAAGGACAUUUUCGAGACGGCUUCCUCAACGCCUGAGGUCAAGCCAGUGCGCACAAUACCCAAUGGCGGCCCUCAAGCAUGGCUCCAGGUCGUGGGCGCCUUCUUCCUCUAUUUCAACACAUGGGGCCUCCUCUCCAGCUACGGCACCUUCCAGGCAUACUACGAGACGAGCCUGCUCAAGGGCUACACCGCCUUCGAGAUCUCGACUAUCGGCUCCGUGCAGAGCUUCCUGCUCGUCUUCCUCGGCUUCGUCACGGGCCCCAUCUACGACGCGGGCUACUACCGCUACCUGCUGGGCGCGGGCUCCCUGCUCGUCGUCUUCGGCACGCUGAUGCAGAGCAUCUGCUCCGAGUUCUGGCAGCUCCUCCUCGCGCAGGGGUUCUGCAUCGGGAUGGGCUGCGGCUGCCUGUCCAUCAUGUCCGUCGCCAUCACCGCCUUCUGGUUUAACACGAGGCUGCCCAUCGCGAACGGGAUCGCUGCCUGCGGGAGCGGCGUCGGCGGUGUCGUCUUCCCGAUCGUCGUCAAAAAUCUGCUGCCGACCAUCGGCUUCGCGUGGACCGUCCGCGCGGUGGCCCUCAUCGUCCUGGUCACGCUGGCGAUCUGCAACGUCGUCCUGCGCGGCCCGGGCGCGUCGGCCAAGCGGCGGGCCCUCGUCCACCGGGAGUCGCUUGCCGACUGGCCCUACGUGGCCCUCAUCUUUGCGUACUUCACCGUCUUCCUGGGCCUGUACACGCCCUUCUUCUACGUCGAGAGCUUCGCCGUGGGGACGGGCAUCACGUCCGAGAACACGGCCUUCUACCUGCUGGCCGUCGUGAACCUGUCGUCUAUCUUCGGCCGGAUCAUCCCGAAUAUCCACCUGGCUGAUAUCAUGGGCCCGAUGAACAUGAUCAUGGUGACUAUGGCUAUUCUAGCUGUGACGAGUCUGGGCUUCAUCGGUGUCAAGAAUGUCGCCGGGGUCUUUGUGAUAUCGGUCGUGUACGGCUUCUUCACGGGCACUUUCUUUGCUCUCCAGCCGACGAUCUUUGUGCGCUUGACGGGGGACAUGAGCGUCAUGGGGACACGAUUCGGCAUGGCUUUCUCCAUCAUGUCGUUCGGGCUGCUCAUAGGUAGCCCCAUCAGUGGGGUGCUGCAGCGGUCGUUUGGGUCUUAUAAUGCCAGUUGGGUCUGGGCGGCAAUCACUUUGGCGGGGGGCUCGGCUUUACUCGGUGUCUCGAGGACUCUCAAGGUCGGUCCACGCGUGGGCAUCAAGAUCUGA
Molecule: messenger RNA, 1332 nt
Organism: Diaporthe citri
Lineage: Eukaryota; Fungi; Ascomycota; Sordariomycetes; Diaporthales; Diaporthaceae
Exons: 3
Coding region: 1-1332 (443 amino acids)
Biological process (GO): transmembrane transport
Cellular component (GO): fungal-type vacuole membrane
Molecular function (GO): transmembrane transporter activity
Source: RefSeq, a predicted model, not a curated record